This is a messenger RNA of Paramecium sonneborni, 756 nucleotides long. The record is from the annotation of a GenBank genome assembly. NCBI's taxonomy places the organism in Eukaryota, Ciliophora, Oligohymenophorea, Peniculida, Parameciidae.
AUGUUUAAUCCAUUUCGAUAUAUUGCUGAUUUUCUACACUUGUUAUCAUUUCUGGUACUUAUUUUAAAAAUCCGUAAAACAAGGAAUUGCUUAGGUAGCACUUAGAUAAAUAUAAUAGGAUUAUCAUACAGAACUUAAGAAAUCUAUCUUGCAGUGUUCUGUGUCAGAUACAUUGAUCUAUUCAUGUAUUUUGUAUCGGUAUACAAUACCUCAAUGAAAUUACUUUACAUUAGUAGCACUGUUUUCAUAAUAUACCUAAUGAAAUUCAAGAAACCAUAUUGUCUAGUAUUUCUAAUAGCUAAUUAAUAUAGUCAUAUGAUUCAGCAAGUGAUGAUUUUCCACAUUAUAAAUUCAUAUACACAGGAGCAGCUGUCUUAGCUUUACUUGUCCAUACUGAUUUGGCACCAUUUGAAUUAGGAUGGUCAUAUAGUAUUUGGUUAGAAGCAUUAGCAAUUAUUCCGUAAUUACAUAUGUUACAAAAGAUUAAAGAUGUUAAUAUCAAUUAUUAUAUUUAGGUUGAAAAUAUUACAUCCAAUUACGUAGGAGCUUUAGGAGUUUAUCGUUUCUUCUACAUAGUUAGUUGGAUUUACAAAUAUUCACUCACUGGAGAUGUUUGUUGGACAUCACUUUUAGGAGGGAUUGUUUAAACUAUCUUAUAUGCAGAUUUCCUUUACUAUUACCUCAUUAGUCUAAAAUCAGGAAAAGGUAUGUCUCUAGGAGUUUGAGAUUUGUGAUUAUUAAAAUAUUGAAAGCAGU